AUGACAUUAAUGUUUGAAACGCGUCAUCACGAGCAUGUUUCCUCUCCGCCUCCCAAUAUUCGUACGUUACUUGUGGAUUCGGUUGACAAAGUUGCAGAUAACGCUGGCGAUGGUGCUUUUUCAGACCACACGGACACUUUUGCAGGAAAUCUAGGAAUCGUCGAUGAGGGACCAACACCGUCAAGUUUGAGUGUGGCUCACACUGACAAUGCUUGUCAGGAAUUUAGACAAAAUGAUAGUGUUAUGAACGAGGUUCCUUCGCAACUUGCUGUUGACGAGCUUGCCGCCUUCAACGUAAUCAAAGAAGCAGAAAGUUUGACCAGAGAGAUGCUAUCAGAGAAAGAAGAUGAAAGCGCAAAUGAACAAAACUUUCAAUUGACAAGCGACAACGCCACGGCAGACGAGCAUCCAGUCGAACAUAUAUUACAAAGUGAGGUCGUGCCGCUGAAUUCGAACGCAUCGAUCCAAGAAACGAUUGCCUUCAUGUCGCCGCAAAGAUCGGAUGCACCAACAAAUAUCCCGACAAGGGAAAGCUGUGUUGCAAGCUCUCCAUCAUAUGUCGUGAAGGAUACCGACCACAACACCCCUGGUAGUGCGAUGAACGCAAUGGAAUUAUCUGCAGAAAGCAGUGAAGAAAACCAAGCAGUGUCUGUUGACCCUGAAGUUCCGCUCGAAAAGGAGUCGCCCGUUCAAGUACCAGUAGUAUCUGAAUAUAGUGUGCAAUACGACUGCAGUUUGAACAAAGAGAAGCCCACUGAGUCGACCGUUGAUAGUAUCGUCAACGAUACUAUUCGAACUAACAAUCAUGCCAUUGCAUCGUUAGAGCGACUGAACGAGGUGGAAGCCAAUUACAAGAGUGCGAAGACUUUGCUUUUGAUACAGGAAGAAAAAUUGCGUCAAGUGAAAAGCAGCAGUAAAAGUUGUCGAAGGAUGGAAAUUCUUUGCGGCAUUGCUUAUGAUCUACAGUGGCAUGUUGCUUCUCCUUCGUGCGGCUUGAACGCAUUUCGAAAACAAGAGCUGUUGGGUAAGCUUGGCACCUACCUUGAAGCUAUAUUGAUACGAAAGGAGCAGACACUGCAAGAAAGAGCUGACGCGUUGCAAGCUGGCUUAGAGCAUUUUCUAGCUGUGGACAUACCUAUUGUCGAUAACCAAGUUGCCGAAAAGAAGACAGAAGCUGUUAAGCUUAACAGCAUUUCGAAUAGCAACAAUAUGCCAUUAAUCCAGACUGAUAUGCACGACGACCGACCUGGUGAUGGAAAUGAUAGAGUGUGGGAGGACGAUGAUUGGUUUGAAGAAGGAGCAUUUGAUGACCCGGCAAGUGAAUCAGAUGAGCAAGAAGAUGUUGUGGCGCAGAUUUCUUCUGAAAAGAGUAACUUGAAACUCGGAGGUGAUUUUCUGGCCGUAAAGAUGGAAGAAGAGGCGUCGCUUCGGUGGCCUCGCGAGCUACCGCCGUUUUUGUGGUCCCUACUAGAACGAGUAAUAUCUUCUGAUCCACAAUCGUACGUUAUGAGGGUAACACUUAAGCGAUUGCUCGAUGAAAUCGCAAAGGGGGACCCAUACUAUUACCUGCACCCGACGAAUGCGUCUAAGAAUGCGAAUGUAUCUUCGCCGUUGCACUCGUCGCCCUCGCCAGGCUGUGAAUUCGGAUGCCGGGGCGCGUCAGCUUUGAAGUGGGAGCGAAAACUCGUGUCACAAAUCAGCUCGCGGAUGAAGUCCUUUGAUAACGUAGCGUAUUCGCUAGCCCGUAGUAGCGGAGGCAAAGAAGUCCUUAACCGCAAGAAGAUGAACUCGAUAAUCCGCAAAUUGCAUCUUGUUGCGAUGCAGCUGCACUCACUGGUAUCACACCUGUAUUGCGUGAAGGGCCACGUGACAUGCAAAGAGGUUGAUUCACUGCCAGUGGCGCUGAAUAAUUCCCAUUUUGAGCGCAAGAUGGGUGUAUACAAGUCAAGGCUAAAGCUUGUGGUUCCGCAUAAGUAUCAGCAGCAGACUCAACAAGAGCAACACAGUUCAAAUGAACCUGGCGAAGAGAUUUUACGGGACACGUACGAGUUCUUUCCCGAGCUGCUCCUCUGUAUUGAUAUCUGGGGAUAUAAUUAUCGAGAAAGCCUAGGAAAGCAGCACAACAACAAUUUGAUCAGUGGUAAACUUGCUGGCUCGGAAGCAAUCUCGGAGACUGCGCUGUUUCCACUCCGUUAUUUCCGUAAAGUGGAAAGUCUGGCGUUUGACUUUGAGAAUGACAGCAAUGAUCUGCUUCAUUGCGUCUGUGACGAGCUCCUUAACAUCGUGUGUUUGUGGAACGAUUUUAAGUGGACCGAUAAUCUUGAGGCUGUGGCAUUAGAUCGGGUGUUGUCUUUUGAGGCGGAUGUGACUGCUAGUAUCCUCAAGAUUCUUGAGCUUUAUGCUCACCACCUGCAGGCAUUAUGGUCAGUGCGUCUCAUGAAUGAACCUGACCAGCUUCGAUGUAUUCAAUUCACGGAGUUCAAUGCGUAUUAUAGUGAUCGAAGCCAAAGGAGCUUGAAUACGACUGCUCGCUCUCAGUCACGAAUACCAGGGGUGUCAGAGAAUCGUGGGGAUGGUCCUAUUUGCGACUCGAGAACUGUUGUUCAUCAUGUGGCAACCGAAGCCCUGGAGCAUCGCCUUGCUGAGGAGUAUUGGAAUCGAAAAGUCACCGCACUUUCUAAUCGGAACCCAGGCGAUGACGAGAUGGAAGUGGGUUCCGACUCCAAACUUCAAUUACUGAGUGAUGAAGUCAUUUGCUCGUGGGACCAACAUACUUUGGUAUCAUAUUUGCUACGGUGGAGCGACGUGUAUGCUAUUCGCACGGAAGUGAACGCGCUCUCAGUUGUUACAAACCAUAUGAUGAAGCACGUGGUCCAGAAGUUUAGGUUCAUGGGUCGUGACGACACUAACGUGACUAGUGGCAGUUAUGUGAACAAGACGAUGGUUGAUUCAUCGACAAGGCAGCUUCUUGCUGCUGUAGGUCGUGCGCAAAUGCUGAUCCAGGAUGCUGUAAUUGGUUCCGAGAAACUUGCGCUACAUUCUGCAUCAAACCAGCUUCCUAACGAGAAAAAGCAACUGAAGCCGUUAGAUUUCGAAGGCAGAACAGGAAAUAAAACAAGCUCUUCCAGCAGGGAAGCUGCACCAUCUUGCCCAAAUUCGACUUGCAUAAAUGACGCAGGUGCUCACUCGGAUGAUGCUGUUUCGGAGACCGUUUGUCAUGCUGAAGCCAUUGCGUCGAAAGAUGCAGACAGCUACGACGCUAUUGAAGACGUAAACAUUGACAUUGGUAUGACUGGAGAACAACCUGAAGUAAAUGAUCUGAUUCAAUUAUUGGCUGUCACGAAACAAGACAUGCAGGAGCUUUGCGGCCACAGACCGCGGUCAGCUCGCAUGCGUGAGAAAGUUCAGAUGCAAUCACUGCAGCUUGCGCGGCAAACGGUCGAGAUUUUCCGGAAUAUUAGGAACAUGUAUGGUUCCCAGCGGCGAUAA
Molecule: messenger RNA, 3489 nt
Organism: Peronospora farinosa
Lineage: Eukaryota; Oomycota; Peronosporomycetes; Peronosporales; Peronosporaceae
Source: the annotation of a GenBank genome assembly